Suillus subalutaceus is the source of this 1557-nucleotide messenger RNA. RefSeq names its product laccase. Bases 1 to 1557 code for a protein of 518 amino acids. The record is from RefSeq and is a predicted model, not a curated record. Gene Ontology annotation, molecular function: oxidoreductase activity; copper ion binding. Lineage: Eukaryota; Fungi; Basidiomycota; Agaricomycetes; Boletales; Suillaceae. The transcript has 12 exons.
AUGUUGAUUCUUUUUCUAGCCGUUUCUCUCAUCUCAUUGAUUAAUGCUACAUCCAUAGUAUCUCGCUCACAGUCCUACCCGCUAUCUCAGCCCGCUGUACAUGGCCCCAAAACCAGAAUAACCAUAGGUAAUAGAGUCAUCGCUCCCGAUGGGCUCAAACGCUCAGCAACUCUUGUUGACGGCACGUUUCCUGGACCUUUAAUUACAGCCCAGAAGGGAGAUCACUUCGACAUUGAGGUGGUCAACGACCUCACGGAUGACUCGAUGUUCCGGGUUACCAGUGUCCACUGGCAUGGCAUCUCCCAGAAUGGGAGCAACUAUGCCGAUGGGACGUCCUUCGUCACCCAAUGCCCCAUCACGCCGAACCACUCAUUUUUGCAUUCUUUCUCCGCCCAGAACCAGGCGGGCACUUUCUGGUAUCACAGUCAUUACUCUUGCGAUGGUCUCAGGGGAGCCCUGGUAAUAUAUGAUCCUCAAGACCCUUUGGCAUACAUGUAUGAUGUCGAUGAUGCAAGUACCGUGAUCACGCUUGCCGACUGGUAUCAUACUGUAGCCCCUGCAUUGCGCGGCACGAUAGUUGUUGCUCAGUCUAUACUCAUCAAUGGACUCGGUCGCUAUGCUGGAGGACCGGAGUCCGAUCUUGCUGUGAUCAAUAUCGAGCAAGGAAAGCGAUAUCGCUUGCGCCUGGUUCAAAUGUCAUGCGACUCUAAUGUCCUAUUCUCUAUCGACGGCCACGACUUAUAUGUAAUUGAAGCAGAUGGAGUGCUGACAGAACCUCUGGUGGUAGAUCAGCUCCAGAUUUUUGCGGCUCAACGCUAUUCUGUGGUUCUCGUAGCCAAUCAGCCGGUGGAUAACUACUGGGUACGCGGUGUUCCUAACUCGGACAAGACCCACCACGGCUCUGCUAUCCUACGCUACAAAGGCGCCCCAAAGGUUGACCCGACUACGGUCAAUAAUCCACCCACGAAGCCAUUGCAAGAGACCGAUUUGCAUACUCUAAUCAAUCCCGGUGCUCCUGGCACUAAAGGGUAUGGUAAUGCAGAUAUCAACCUCGACCUCGAGGUUUCCGUCACUGGCCUAAACUUCUAUGUCAAUAAUGUCACAUUCCAAGCCCCCUCCGUUCCUGUUCUACUCCAAAUUCUUAGUGGAGCUCGAGACCCUUCUCAGCUGUUCCCACUCGGGAGUGUGUACGUUCUCGAGGCCAACAAAGUGGUAGAGUUGACGAUGGCAAUAACUGGUCCAGGUGGACCUCAUCCCAUACACCUUCAUGGGCAUACAUUCGAUGUCGUACAGAGCGCGGGCAGCAGUACCUUCAAUUACGAGAACCCGGUUCGCCGCGAUGUGGUCAACUCUGGGAGCGAUGGGCAACAAAUGGUGAUCCGAUGGGUGACCGACAAUUCUGGCCCCUGGAUCUUGCAUUGUCACAUUGACUGGCACCUUGAAGCUGGUCUUGCCGUUGUAAUGGCAGAAAGUCCCCCUGAUACUAGCGCACAUGUGAGCCCCGUGCCAUAUGAAUGGGAUCGCUUAUGUCCAAUCUAUUACAAUGGCAACUAUUAG